GAUAGAUACAUACAAUAUUUAAUUCAUUUUUAAACAAUGGGAACAACACGAGCUAUGAUUCUCAAAGUGCCUGUCGCUGUCAGAUUUCUCAUUCUAUAUCUGAUACAGACACCAUUUACUGAGUCCUUAUAUUUUGUUGGAAAAUAUCAUUACGAAGAUUUUGUGUCGUUUGUAAGAAGUGGGCAAAGUUGUGGCUUUCUUCCGUCAAAUUUACAACACAUUAUUCCACAACAUCACUCAGUCGAAAAAGAGUCAUGUCUAGUUUUCUUUACGAACGUAACUAAUAAAUCUUCAAGAUCAAUGUUCAUAGAAAUUGACACUAAGUACUUCGCUUUUGGUGCCAAAUACAGUUUUGAUAUUAAAAUCAGAAGAUGUUAUGAGACAUCUUUACAAAAAGUUGAAAGUCUCUUAAUUUGUGAAGGACCAUCAGACGUAAACGGAACAACAUGUGACCAGGGCUGCAACAGAGGAACCGAAGUUUGUAGAUCUGCAAUGGGUGAUAACCAGGAAUUCUGUAUUUCGGAACGGACCUAUAAGGAAUCAUGUGACGACAAUUUACCGUGUUCAAGAAAUUUGGAAUGUAUAGCAUCCGGCGAUAAGAGAACAUGUCAGUGUAAACAAGACUAUGACGCCAUUGAAGGACGGUGUUUUAAAGGUCGACUGCCUCUGGGGGAAAUCUGUGAAUAUGAUAGCCAGUGUAUGGGAAAUCUUUCACAAUGUUUACAGGAUGAGUUGAAAGGGAGAAGAGUGUGUUCCUGUUUGAAGGGUUAUAUUGCUAUCGGAAACCAAUGUUACAAAGGUGGACUUGUCCUUCAUGAAAAUUGUCGAGGUGAUUUACAGUGUACUGGGACCGAAAAUGCAGAUAGAUGCAAUACUGUUGAACAUCAUACACAAGAAACGUGUAUAUGUAACGAUGAUUACAUCGAAAUCGGUUCAAAGUGUUACAAAAAAAAUCGUCGUCUUUAUGAAUCCUGUGAAAGGUCUGAGCAGUGUACUGGAUAUGGUGGAGCUAGUGAGUGUAAAGAUAUAGACGGAGUAAAACUUUGCCAUUGCAGAGAAGAUAGUAGAGUCUUCAACGGAUUAUGCUUAAAAUUGGAAUUGUCUCUUGACGAACCGUGCUAUAUAGACGGACAGUGUUUAGGGGCAAGAAUUGCUACCGUAUGUGGAGAAAAACAUAACGGAUCUACUGGUUUAACCUGUCAAUGCGAUACUGGUUUUCUGAGAUACAGAAAUAGUUGCUUACAAGAGAAUAAACAUCUUUUUGAGGAAUGUGAAAUAGAUGAUCAGUGCAAUGGGACAUCAUUGGUCUGCAGGGAAAUACGUGACAGAAAAUUGUGUUUGUGUAAAGAAGGGUUCAAAGCAGACGUUGAACAUAUGGAAUGUUUCAAAGCUUUGAGAACCGGCGCACGUGGACAUAACUAUCGGUCUGUCUUGACAGCUGUUUGUGGUGUGUUAGGAUUCGUUUGUAUAAUAGCUUGCUCAGUGGUUUUUCGUUUUGUAUUGAGGAGACGAGAACAAGCAACAAAGAGAAUUGAUGAGAAUCAAAAAACUUCUGAUUCAUCCUCUAUAGAAAUUCACAACUCCCCGGCAGAAAACAGCACUAAAAAUGUUGAUCAGGAGACAAAGAAAAAGAAUUUUAAGAUUUUCGAACCUACUGAAGACGUAUAUAACGAGGCCGAUCCGGUAGAAGAAAGUGAUUCCCAACACGUUUACAAUAUCUCAAAUCACCACCGUUGCAACAAAAAACAAAACUAUGAUAAAAAUGUCAUGUACAACCAUCUUUUUGGAAAUCCAUUACAUAUGUGUGAAAACGAAUACGAUUUUCAAAGGCCAAUUUUGGACUCCUCCACAACUAGCGAUGAACACAUCUUUUAAAGUAAUGAAGAUGGGCGUUUAUUUUAGCCUAAUUAACCAUUUUUAACCAUUUGUUUAAGCUGCCGAUAUUAGAUAGACCAAUCCAUGUAAUGUUGGUACUUAUGAACGUUUAAUAGGUUUCUUGUUCUAUGUGCAUUACGUUAUCAAACAGCAAAUUUAAGAGUCAAUUGUCAAUAGGAUUUUUUAACAUAAACACUUUUUUAACCUUGUUCACACUAUAAGAUAAAUACUUAGGUGACAGAAAUAAAACUAAAAUAAGAUCUAGACUUAAGUCUUGAAUGUUAAGGCUAUAAAUAUCCAACUUAAGUUUGACUGUAUAGUGGGUUGUAUAAAAGUAACAUUGUGACAAAUAUGAACGAUAAUUAAUUGGUAUUUCUUGGAGCACUAAGAUUAAUAAUUAAAAUGAGAAGUAAUAUUUUCUUAAGCUUAUAUAUCAAAAGUAACAUAUGAAUGGACUUGCAUAUGUGCACACGAAAAGUAAUCGAGAAAAAACAGUAUGGGGAAGAGGCAGAAAAGCAAUUUCUUUACAACUUUCU
Messenger RNA from Magallana angulata, 2411 nucleotides. RefSeq lists its product as uncharacterized. Bases 37 to 1875 code for a protein of 612 amino acids. The transcript has 15 exons. Lineage: Eukaryota; Metazoa; Mollusca; Bivalvia; Ostreida; Ostreidae. The record is from RefSeq and is a predicted model, not a curated record.